Exophiala aquamarina CBS 119918 is the source of this 1332-nucleotide messenger RNA. RefSeq lists its product as uncharacterized. Gene Ontology annotation, cellular component: peroxisomal membrane. The coding region runs from base 1 to 1332 and encodes 443 amino acids. NCBI's taxonomy places the organism in Eukaryota, Fungi, Ascomycota, Eurotiomycetes, Chaetothyriales, Herpotrichiellaceae. Gene Ontology annotation, biological process: peroxisome organization. The transcript has a single exon. The record is from RefSeq and is a predicted model, not a curated record.
AUGGUGUCAUCGACUCUGCGCCAGACGGUGCGCGCGACCGUGAACUCCCUUGCGCAGGCAUCCUCUGAAGCCACCAAGGUCGCUCGCAAUCUGCCGACCACAUAUUCCAAUUAUGUCGCUUCUAAUUCUUCAUCUGUGUCCUCCAUAGAGAACAGCCUCCGUUCUUUGACAUAUUUGCUCCCUGGCGCUCGCCUCUCCGACACAGAGGUUGCCUCUGAAUCUGUUCACACCUUUGUCCAGCUAUUGUCGAUCUAUCAUGAUUACCUCCUCAAGAAUCGAAACACACUCCUCGCUUUGUCACCCACUGUCCUGAAGGCUCAGAAUCUGAAGAUUCAAAAACCAAAACCUUCCCUGCACGCUCGUUACACUAGCUUCUGGACGGCUUCUUCCUCACUCUACAUCAAGAUCGCAACUCUGCUCAAGGUCGCGCAAUACACAGAACUCUUAUGGGAGAUGAUCGCACGCCGAAGGGGGGGCGAGAGGAUGAGAUGGCGUGUUGUCAUUAUGCUUGAGACGUUCAAGGCCAUCUGUCGAUUUCUGUUGAUGAAACUCACCCACUCUAGACCGCUCGUACAUUCACCGCUUCCGCUGCGAGAGGACUUCGCCCCUAUCGAGAAAGAGGACGAUGACCAAGAGUUCUCAGAACAGGAGCUGAGGAUGGCUGAUGACCCUGAAUUCGAUAUCAAGGAUGCGCUGGGUGAGGCUGGUGUUCCCACACCACCACUCUCGGACUCCGGGAAGCCUUCGUCUCUAUCAACGACUGAAGCCUUUAACAUGCCGAGGACAGGAUACACCUUGCCAACUUUGCCAACCCCAGAGAGCGUCUCUACAUAUUUGUUAAAUCACGUUCUGACAGCGGAUGACGUCAAGCCCGCCAAACAACUUCUUCACCAACUCACCACACUGGGAGGCCAGGCUGCGGAACUAUUGUAUAUUGUACGACCUGUCAUAUACGCCUUGCUUAUGCAGCGCGUCGCUCGGUCCUACGGUUACGAAGGGACGAAGUGGAAACGCCACUGGACUCCCUGGCUCGUUGGUGCUUCGAUUGAAUACUUUGCUCGACAGUUAGCCAAGCGGGAUCUGGCAACUCGCGUGCCGGGCGGUGCUAGAAAUGGACUAUCAGCAUUGGAGCGCGAUGAGCUCAAAAAGCGAGGCUGGAGUCUUGCUUGGUGGGGCAUGCGAGGUGCUUUCUACGAAAAUAUCACCAAACCCUGGAUUCAUGGUGCGGCCAAUGCCUUGAAAGGCAAGCCAAUUCUCUCUCUGGCUGGUGGCGUAAUUGAGGACUAUGAAUUCUUGUGGGGCAAUUAUUAUUUCAGUACAUCGACCAUGUAA